This is a messenger RNA of Juglans regia (Persian walnut), 2518 nucleotides long. Its product is annotated as wall-associated receptor kinase 2-like. Gene Ontology annotation, molecular function: polysaccharide binding; ATP binding; calcium ion binding. Gene Ontology annotation, biological process: cell surface receptor signaling pathway; protein phosphorylation. Gene Ontology annotation, cellular component: plasma membrane. The record is from RefSeq and is a predicted model, not a curated record. The coding region runs from base 52 to 2301 and encodes 749 amino acids. Lineage: Eukaryota; Viridiplantae; Streptophyta; Magnoliopsida; Fagales; Juglandaceae. The transcript has 3 exons.
AAACAUUACAGUAAACUUGAAUCCCCUUUUUAGAAAUAUUGGAGGCAAUUAAUGGGUGGUUAUAGGCUGCUUUUGCAAGUGACAUGGAUUGGUGUCAUAUUCUCAGAAAUGGAAACUUUUGCAGUAGCAGCAGCUCAUGAAAUAGCCCUCCCUAACUGCCUCGACCACUGUGGAGAUGUCCAAAUUCCGUAUCCAUUUGGCACAUCUGACGAUUGUUACCUAAAUAAAGACUUUCUCAUUAAUUGCAACCAAUCGUCGACCGGCCGAGACCAACCACAGAUUGGCUCCUUCGUUAUCCCGCAGAUUUCCAUGGAAGGCCAGCUUGAAAUCUUCCUGGACCUUGCCAUGGUAUGUUACCAGGAGUCGGGCAUGCUUUCAGGCUAUAGGCCGUCCGGUCUGCUAAUAAGAACCUCCACUUUCACCAUUUCUAACACCGAAAACGUGUUCAUGGCUGUUGGCUGUGACACGUUUGCAUACCUUAAUGGUAAGCAGAACAAUGGAAACUUCUCCAUGGGUUGCAUGUCCAUAUGCCAGAAUGAAAGCAAUGUUUUAAAUGGGACUUGCUCUGGAAUUGGUUGUUGCCAGGUAGAGAUCCCAAAAAAAGUAAGCAAUUUUAGUUUGCAAGUAGGCAGUUACAGUACUAAUCACACGAAAGUAUGGAGCUUCAAUCCAUGCAGCUAUGCUUUCAUUGUUAAAAAAGGCCUGUUCAAUUUCAACUCCGAUAAUCUUACCAGUCUACAAAACAAUAGAAACCUUCCGAUGGUUAUUGAUUGGACGAUCGGUACUGAAACGUGCGAGAAUGCCCAGAAUAAGCCGGAAUACGUAUGCGGAGCAAACAGCACAUGUUAUAACCCAGAAAAUGGGUAUGGCUACCGUUGCAGUUGCAAUAAAGGUUACGACGGGAAUCCAUACCUCCGACAGGGUUGCAAAGAUGUUGAUGAGUGUUUGCAUCCAGAUCUGAAUAAUUGCACAUCACAAAAGAGAUGUUCUAAUACAGAAGGGAAUUAUACAUGCUCUUGCCCAAAGUGGCACAGAGGAGACGGAAGAAAAGAUGGUAAAGGAUGUGCUUUGAAUCAAAGAUUAGUUAACAAGAUCGCUGUUGCUGGUGGUGUAGGCUUUAUAGUACUGCUGAUCUCUAGCUCUUGGAUGUAUUUGAUAAUCAAGCAAAGAAAGCUAAUCAAGCUUAGAGAAAGAUUCUUUCGCCAAAAUGGUGGUGUGAUUUUACGUCAACAACUCUCAAGUCAAGAAAAUUCAGUUGCAACAGCCAGACUUUUUAGCGCUAAAGAGCUCAAAAAUGCUACCAACAAUUAUCAUGAGAAUCUAAUCAUUGGUGAAGGAGGGUUUGGUACAGUUUAUAAAGGAUUUUUAUCCGAUAACAGAGUAGUGGCAAUCAAGAAGUCCAAACUUGUGGAUAAGAGUCAAAUUGAGCAAUUCAUCAAUGAGGUGCUUAUACUUUCUCAAAUUAACCAUAGAAAUGUUGUUAAACUCCUGGGUUGUUGUUUGGAGACAGAAGUUCCUUUACUAGUCUAUGAGUUCAUCUCAAACGGCACACUCUUCGAGCACAUACAUCAUAAAGAUAGGUCGUUAUCAAUUUCAUGGGAGACUCGUCUUAAGAUAGCUGGAGAAACAGCAGAGGCGCUAUCUUAUCUGCACUCUGCAGCCUCUCCACCGAUAAUUCAUAGAGAUGUCAAGUCCUCGAACAUAUUACUAGAUUGUAAUUACACAGCUAAAGUGUCUGAUUUUGGAGCUUCAAGAUUGAUUCCGUUACACCAAAUAGAAGUAGCUACAUUGGUACAAGGAACUCUUGGAUACUUGGACCCUGAGUAUUUGCAAACUAGCCAAUUGACUGUGAAAAGUGAUGUUUAUAGCUUUGGCGUCAUCCUGAUAGAGUUACUAACCGGAGAAAAGGCACUUUCAUUUGAUAGGCCUGAGGUGGAGAGAAGUCUGGCUAUGUAUUUUCUUUCUGCUAUUAAGGAGGAUAGACUAUUUGAAAUCCUUCAGCAGAAUAUAUGGACUGAAAAAAAUGAGAAGCAAUUGAAGGAAGUGGCUAAUCUUGCAAGGAGGUGCAUCAUAGUGAAAGGGGAAGAUAGGCCUACCAUGAAGGAAGUAGCGGCUGAACUGGAAGGUUUAAGAAAGAUUGACAAGCAUUCUUGGGUUAACGUGGAUUCCAAUUCAGAAGAGACAAAGUACUUGCUGGGGGAGACAUCUGAUUGUUAUAAAUAUGAUGCUUUUGUUCAUAGUAGUGUUGUAUAUGAUAGCGUGAAGGACCAUACGAUAGUAGCCUUUGAUGGUGGGAGAUGAUCAUAGGAGUUUCUUCAUAUAUCCUUUUCUUGUGAUACCAUGUUGCAUAUAAUGUUGUUUUCCUGCUUUUCCCUUGCGUUGUCUUGCGUAUUAUGUUGUCUGAUUUCUCUGCUGUAGAUGUUCUUUUCUAGAUUCUAUUUCUGUACUAUUGUCACUAACCUUGCCGAUGAAUUUGCUGGAUGCCUGAAAUUUUCGAACAACUUUGCCUACUCAUUUG